This is a messenger RNA of Seminavis robusta, 759 nucleotides long. The record is from the annotation of a GenBank genome assembly. NCBI's taxonomy places the organism in Eukaryota, Bacillariophyta, Bacillariophyceae, Naviculales, Naviculaceae.
AUGCUUCAUGUAACACUGGCAGACCCAAAGCAAGAUAUCCAGUUGGAUUACCAACCCGGCCAUGUGCUGGCUCUGGAAUUGGAAGACAAAUCCGAUGACCUCAAUGAUGAUGCCAAGAGAAAUGGUGGCUGGAUGCGUGGACCAUACACUGUGAGUCGAUCCUCCAAAGACUCCAUUGAUGUUCUCGUCCGAGUGGUGGGCAAAAAAUCCAAGGCAUUCUCCGAAUCGCCAGAGGGAACCCCCGUGAGAUUUGGGGGGAAAUUCAAAGUUCCAAUCCUGGUAGGGGUCAAGAAGGAGGAUACCAAGUCAGUGGUUCUGGUCUCCACUGGAGUUGGCAUUGGCCCCUGUGUGGGAGCCAUUGAAUUGGCUAUGGAAGACGACAGUUUUCCGCCGAUUGCCCUGUUUGCUUCGUUUCGCGAUCCCGAGGAUGUUGUUUACGACGACUAUCUCAGCCAAAUGGCCAAAGAGAAUCCCACCAAGUUCCAAUGGCAUCCCAUUGUCACCAGCGAAUCUGGCAGGAUCUCUAGUUGUGAAGAAAACUUGGAACAUGUCUGCAACUUUGCUACGCCCGAUAGUCACUACCAUAUGAUUGGCAAUGGCCAGCUGGUGAACGAGUGGAAAGCAGGGUUGGCACAGGCUGGAGUUCCAGAAGACAAAGUGACAGUAGAACAAUACUUCAAUCACAAAGCGGAAUCGGACCAAGGUGCAAUCAACAACAUUGCCAAUGCCAUUGCAAUGGCUUGCGCUGUUGAGGCAUGA